Pararge aegeria (speckled wood butterfly) is the source of this 3897-nucleotide messenger RNA. It is a transcript of the gene Tdrd3, whose product is annotated as tudor domain-containing protein 3. Gene Ontology annotation, biological process: mRNA processing. Lineage: Eukaryota; Metazoa; Arthropoda; Insecta; Lepidoptera; Nymphalidae. The coding region runs from base 71 to 2143 and encodes 690 amino acids. The transcript has 8 exons. Gene Ontology annotation, cellular component: cytoplasm; nucleus. Gene Ontology annotation, molecular function: protein binding; RNA binding. The record is from RefSeq and is a predicted model, not a curated record.
CGGUGUGUCAGUGAGGUUUUAUUUAUCAAUUUCGUUAAUUUUAUGAUAUCAUUCCAAUACAAAUGAAAACAUGACACUCAGAGAUAGUCUCAGAGAUCUGGGAUGGCACUUGAGUCAAGAUGGUAUUGAUAUUAUUAGCGAAAAUGGUCAAAUACAAGAUGUAAAUAUCCUUAGCCGAAGGGCUCUAGAUUUCGACUUGAGGGACAUAGGUGAGGCAGCCUUUCCCGAAGAGUUUACGAAAGACCCUACUACUUUAGAGAAGCCAAUAGUUGUUCAAAUCCAGAAGAUAAGAAAUGUGGCAGCCCCAAAAGCUAAUGAGGAGUCAACAUCAGCCCCUCGGAUGUUGAAAUUUACUUUGCACGAUGGGAAAUCGUCAUGUACAGGUCUUGAGACAAGUUCUAUUCCCAACCUGAGUAUUAACACUCCACCGGGAACAAAGGUGUUGCUUAAGGAAGAAGAUCUUGAAGUAUGUCAUGGUGUGAUUUGGCUGACUCCUACAGUGGUCUCUGUGUUGGGUGGUAAAGUUUCUCACAUGAUUGAAAAAUGGGAGCUCAAUAGAAGUCUUGCUAAACAUACUAGAGGUGGCAUAGGAGUAGAUGGUGGUCCACCGCCAUGGAUCCCAUUCGGCCAAAGGUUGGAAGAAUUACCAGUAGAUAAACAAUUUAAGAGUUUACAGGAGGCGUCCAAAGAAGACAAUGCUGAGUUUGAAGCUCAGAGGAAAGGAGCUAUUGCAGAGGCACAGAGAAUGUCAGGUGUUAAGAAGGUAUUUGGCGGAGGCACUAAACCACUAUUAGAUGCAAAUGUACAGAAAAUCGUUGAUGCAGGAUUCUCUGAAGAACAAGCUGAGAAUACACUCAAGUAUACUAAGAACAAUGUUGAAAGGGCACUAAGAAUGUUGCAGAAAAGGGACAACUCAGAAAGCAGGAGUAAAGAGAAACCAAAAGAACCCGAUCAGCAAACUCUACCAAAACGUAAAGGUAGGAACAAGGAUAACGAUGAAGAUGGUGUACCAGUCAAACCAUCAGGCAAAGUCUCCCUAUUUGAUUUCUUGGAAGAUAAACUCCCAAAUGUACCGGAUAAGGAUAAAAAUAAUCGUCGCGACUAUAACGCGCCUUCCGAAGAUAGGGGCGAAAGGAGUUACGGGAAUAGGGACAGGAAUGGAUCCAAACCUAACUCACGCCCAUACGGAUCUAGAUACGACGGUCCUAGACACAGAUCUGAUAGGGGGUACGACAAUUAUCACAAUUCGCACAGAGAGGAACGGAAAUAUCAAACGCAAAACGAGAAACCACCAAGAUUCCAAAAGAAAUUGGAGGAAAAGAAUAAACAACAGCAGCAAGCCAAUAAUAUAAGCUUGCACUACAAUAAUGCAUAUCUCAGUCAAUCUCACACUCAGUACCCAGAAAUAAAUAUGAGGAACGAACACUUCAACGCCAUGACUGACAAUAGCAUGACUCAACAACACAAUUAUCGUAAUAUAAUGAACCCCAUGGAUAGUUUAAUAGAUGCAACAGCAAAUUUAAAUAUGCUCACCAAUCAGAUGCGGCCUAGCGAAGAGUUAUCUCCGGGUAGAAGUUACCAAGCGUAUCCGGACCAAGCUUAUCCACCAAAGCAGUAUAUUCAAAAUCAGGCAAUGCCGGAAAUAUCUCCGUUUCGGAGGGAUAAUGAUAUCAUGUCUAAAUACCAGGAUCAAGCGUAUCAACGUAGGCAGCAACCAAAUGGCUAUAUGGAGCCUCCACAAACUCCCAUGUAUUCAAAUAUAAACUACUUGGGUGCUCAGGGCGGCUACGCCGGUCGCCAGUACGGCUACGGGGCCCGGCCACAGGAGUACAACACCCUGCGCACUGGGGGCCCGUUUCUGCCCGGCUCUCUGCUCGGCUUCCAGAACGCAGCGGUUAAUGAGCAGGCGCGAGCGAUGCUGGGUGUCGCCGAUAUCAACUGGAAAGUCGGGGAUCGAUGCCUCGCGCUUUAUUGGGAGGAUAAUAAUUUUUAUGAGGCGGAAAUCACUGGUAUUUCAGCAAAUACUGUAGUUGUAAAGUUCUGUGCAUAUGGUAAUCAUGAAGAAGUUCUCAAAUCAAAUUGCUUGCCAUACCCUAAUCAAGCAGCAUCGAGCAGUGGCGGGUACCUGGCGCGGCGAGCCUAGGGUUGUUGGGCGGCGCCGCGGGCCCUAAUGCCCCUCGCCGCCGUCAGCUGACGUCAUCGCGCGUCCGCCGCUGCCGCCCAGCGACGCUCGAGCGAAUUAUGCGCGUAGCACGCUCCGCACGAGUGUCUACUUGACGUGCCUGCACUGAGCUAAGGCCACAUUUACACUUUGUUAAAGACGGAUUUACACUUUGUUAAAGCCGGAUUUACACUUUGUUAAAGCCGGAUUUACACUCUGUUAAAGCCGGAUUUACAAUUUGUUAAAGCCGGAUUUACACUUUGUUAAAACCGGAUUUAAAAUUUGUUAAAGCCGGAUUUACACUUUGUUCAAGCCGGAUUUACACUUUGCUAAAGCCGGAUUUCCAAUUUGCUAGGUAGCAAAUGCGGAUAUGAUUAGGAUAUUCAGGGCGUUAAGUGACUCGCAGGUUUCCUUUUGUUUAUAUUCAACGCAUGAUAUUUUGACUAAACACUUGUCACCUGCACUUAACAAAGUGUAAAUCAGGACUAAGUGCAGGUGCAGGUGACAAGUGAUUGGUAAACAUAUCAAUUGAAUUAAAUCAGAUGGACUCUGAUUUUUUUAAUAAUUUGACUUUUGCACUUGUCAACUGUAAGUAGCAAGUUAACAAAGUGUAAAUCAGGCAUAGCCAACGAUGCCAGUCCACAUAUAUCCGAAUUACAAACGUGCCAAUUCGUUGUGUCUAGCAAAACACCACGAAUUUAGACCUCGCGUUAUUAGAAAAACUUAUCUUUUAAGCGUAUAAUUUUUAUUAAUAUAUGUUAAUCAACUUCCUUUGUAUUUGCUCUGUAAGAAUUUAUGUUCCUCGUUUAAGCAGCUAUAGGGUUCUUACAGACGAACGAUUGAGGAUCAAAUUCAUCCACUGGUAAUCUCGCGAGGAGAUAUCUCCUAACACGGUUUCUGAAUGCUUUAACUACGCGUGACAUUUUAUGACGUAAAAUUGUGACACCUUUGUACAUGGAAUGCCUACUUUUACGUCAUCAAUUGUGGUUAGAAGAUUCUUACAAUUGUAUUUUAAUUUAAAAGAGAAUCUCGCGGCCUAGAUUUCGUGCGAAAAAGUAUUCCGUACCGAGACCCACGCGGUUGGCUUAAAAGUCACGGCGAGCGGCAGUUCGCUGGCGAAGACGCUCUAUUUGUCCUACUUAUGAUACGUUGUCGGCAAUUGAAUUUGAAUCGAAAUAAACUUAAAUCGUGACAAUAUCAUGAUUAAUAAUAUUAAUCAUAAAUCGUCAAUGGUUAAUCUUAUUGAGCAGAUUAAUAAAAUUAAUUACUAUCAAAAAGUUACCGAUUUAUACAUCCUUAAUUCCUUACUAAUAUAUUACAAAAGCGAAAGUGUGUUAGGUUGUUUGUUUGUUUCUCCUUCCUUCACGCUCCAAUCAACGAACCAGUCCAGUAACAUAUACUGCUUUAAUUCAGCAAAACAAACGGUUCCCGCGGGAUUUGUAAAAAAAACUUAUAAAUGCAAACGAAGAACGCGGAACGUAGCUUGUUUUUGUAUAAAUUCAAGCCACGUUGGCCAUCUGGCGUAUUAGCAUGAUGCAAUGCACAGUCGCAACUCUUAUGCCCGUUUCAACUUAAAAUAUAGAACGCCUUAGUCGGAUGCCUAGUGAUUCCUAGAGAAAUAAACGUUUCACCAACUCUUAUCACUUAUGUGAUUACUAACAACGUAAGGCGCAGUCUAAAGUAACGACACCGAUUCGGUCGAGUUUAGGGGAAUCGUAAAGUGAAUUGAUAAUAAA